UGAAAUGCAAGCCGCGAAAUUGGUAGGAGUGGUGCAUAUUUAUAUAGAACUAUACACUAAAAAAUAAGUAAAUAAAUAAAGAAAUUGAAAGAAUUAAUCUUCAGACGAUCACUGAGAGUCACUGCUCUUCCAUGGCGGCUCUUCUGAGUCCAUCUCUCUCUCUUCCUCCUCUCAACAACAAGGUGAAUCCUGUUAGUGUCAGCACAAUAGCUGCAAAUACACUGCCAACCAAAAAUUUCCAGCCCGUUGUCAGAAACGGUAGAAUCAACAGGUAUCAUUGGCUGACAAAAGCUAAGAUGUCUGCAGAAGCAGAUGUACUUGCACAAGAUUCUGUUAAUGUUGAAUCCAUCGAUGCAAAUGAUUAUGGAAUCGUUAGCAUGCACCAUGUGGGAAUACUAUGUGAAAACCUCGAAAGGUCACUUGAUUUUUACCAAAAUGUGCUUGGUCUGAAGAUAAAUGAGGCAAGGCCAGAUGAUAAGCUCCCCUAUAGGGGUGCUUGGCUAUGGGUGGGCUCUGAGAUGAUUCAUCUCAUGGAGCUUCCAAAUCCUGAUCCCUUGACUGGUCGGCCUCAACAUGGGGGCCGAGAUCGUCAUACAUGUGUUGCGAUUCAGGAUGUGUCUAGGUUGAAAGCGAUCCUUGAUAAAGCUGGAAUUCCCUACUUCCUAUUCUCUAUCUACUUAAGCCGCUCUGGGAGGCCAGCCAUCUUCUUCCGAGAUCCAGAUGCUAAUGCAUUAGAAUUUGCUGAAUUUGAUAUCUGAUGUGCUUAACAUUUCUAGCAUAGACAUAUCAAUAUGCGUUUGUAUUUCUCAAGACAUCAACUAAAAAAAUAUAAAUAAAUAAAUAAAAUAACAAUCUAGUGCACGAGACCUUGCCAUUGCAAAGUUUGAGAAAAGUCAGAUGUACGCAAUCUUAUCCUACAAUAUAUAAUGUACAUAUAAUUGUCAAAAUUGUCAAAUGUAAAGGAUCAUGGGUUUUUGAAUCCACUGAAGCCAUUGUUGCAAUUUGCAAUAGAGAAACAUGUAAUGGGAGAGUUUGAUGGGUUGGGUGUGCCGGGUUUGUUUAGUCAUAUUGCCUCAAGCAGCUUUGAAAUUGCCUAAUUUGCUACUAUGUAAUGUAAUUAUGAUUAAAGGCAUUAUUACCUUGUCCAGAA
This is a messenger RNA of Camellia sinensis, 1150 nucleotides long. RefSeq names its product Lactoylglutathione lyase / glyoxalase I family protein. The record is from RefSeq and is a predicted model, not a curated record. NCBI's taxonomy places the organism in Eukaryota, Viridiplantae, Streptophyta, Magnoliopsida, Ericales, Theaceae.